AUGGCCCAAGGCAAUGAAUUUACCCAUUCCUUUACGGAAACAAGCUCUGCCUAUGGGAUAAUGCAUAGACGUAUCGAAUGUCAAAACUUGAUCGAAGCUUUCCUAUUGAACUGCUUUCCAUUCCAUUGGCCCCCAGCGUCCCACUCUUGGAUUCGCUUACUUGGGGAGUUACCUACCAAAAGUCAAGCACUGGAGAUGUCAAGCGCAGCAGUCGCAGCUUCGGCGAUUGGACACAUGUUUCACGAUCAGGCCCUCGUCAAGCAAGGUCUGAAUUACUAUACACAGGGUCUUCGAGAGUUACAAAAGGCAUUAUGGGAUCCUAUUCUUAUGCGAGAAGAUGGGACCCUGGCUGCGUGCAUGGCACUAAGUCUUUAUGAGGCCCUUGAAUGUCCCAAUCUGGGAUCCGAAGGCUAUUUUAAUCACUGCCGUGGUCUCAUUGCUUUAAUUCAAUCCCGCGGCCAUGAGGUGCAUUCUUCAGGCGCCGGACAUCGAUUAUUUCUUGGUGUCCGAGUCCCAGGGAUCUUGUUUUCUUUGAAACAUCAUACCUCGACUAUGUUCUUCGAAUCCACUUGGAUGGAACAGCCUUGGGCAAGAAUACCAAAGUCGUCUCACGAUCGGGUAAUAGACUGUCUCGCCCAAGCCCCUAUGAUUCUCGAACGUGUGCGAUCAUUGCCUCACCUGAGUAUAUUUCAACAGGUCGAUUUACUCCACUGUUUAAUUGGUGAAUGCUGGCAAAUUGACAAACAACUGGAUGUAACCUAUGAUGAAAUGCGGCGAUCAGAAGCAGACGUGCUAUACUGGCCGGUUCCAUCGCAAACAGAACCUUUGGUUGAUUCUAGGGAUUCUGAGAAUCUGUUCGCAGUCGUUUUCUGUUUUCAAAACGCCCAGGUUGCUGCUACACUGAUGCUCCUGUGGGCAACGCGGACGAUGCUUUGGUCGGGUCUUUUUAAUAUGUAUCAGCACUUGGAAAGCGUUAUAUCUCUCCAGAAGCCAAGUUGUGUGGCUCUUGAGCCUUUGGAUCAAAGUUCUCUUUCGGAAGUGAUGGGUACAUUUAAUCCUAUUGACCGCUGUGGAGAAUAUCUAUCUGUGGCACAUCGAGUCUGUCAAUCCGUGGAAUAUUUUUUGAAAGAUGAAAUGCUGCUAGCGGGGCCAUUAUCUGUUAGUCCUGCGCUUGGGAUUGUGAUUGAUAGUUUACGGAAUCGGCCUGGUCAUGAUCGAGAAAUUGCGUGGAUACAAGCAGCCCUGGAGGUAGUUCGGCGAAAAGGACUUCGUGUUCUGCAAGAUGUGAAUAGUAUAUAA
Messenger RNA from Penicillium concentricum, 1299 nucleotides. RefSeq lists its product as uncharacterized. The coding region runs from base 1 to 1299 and encodes 432 amino acids. The transcript has 2 exons. Lineage: Eukaryota; Fungi; Ascomycota; Eurotiomycetes; Eurotiales; Aspergillaceae. The record is from RefSeq and is a predicted model, not a curated record.